AGUGCGGGUCGAUGGUACUCGCCUCCUCUCGUCCCAAACAACUCAUACGAGAGAGGGGAGAUUUUUAUACAAAACCUUUCAGGUGGUAUAAUUUCCUGUCCUUUUACGGCAGUUUGUGGUCCAUAUUUGAUGUUGGCUUGUCGAUGUGCGCUGGUUCUCUGCGGCGAGUCUCUCCUAUUCUACGUCUUUGAUCCCAAACAACAAACACUGAACGUGACUUUUGGCGUGCACAGCGACUGAAUCUCGCGAAAAUAAGGCGACCGUUCAUGUGAACAUUCAUUUUCACAAACUUAAUUGUACUUUAACAUAUUUUGAAAUGGCUGCUGAGAAUGUUGAUUAGUUGGAUGUGAUACUGUCCUGCGUAAGUAGCAUGAAGUUUCUUGGUUCUUCUCCAGCCUGGUUCAGGCUUUAAUGCGCACCAGACCUCUCUCCUCGCCUUUUUUCAACCACUUUUUUGUGAUCAUCAGCCUUAUUACGUAAGACAAUGUUCUUUUGCGACUGUUUGUACUACAUAUAAAUCCCUGAAAAGAGGAAGAAGCGAGGAGCCAGCGGAGUUUUUUUUUCCCGCCUGAAUUCGUGCUGUGAAGCCGCAUCAUCUCCUAUGCCGUUUUAAGUGUCUUUACGGCAGGUUUUAAGAUUGUCCAAGAGAAACGUUGACAAAAGUAUAAGACAAGCAUAAAGAUGAAGAAGUUUCGGAAGGUUUUGGACGGGCUGACCACUUCUUCACCUGUCAAUCCAAGUGGAUCUCCUUCGUGUGGCAGUGCGGCCGGGACCCCCAGUGCGGCACCGACACCACGGGAGCUGGAAAUCCAGGAGACACUGAUGUCGGAGCACUUCCAUAUCUGUAAGACGGUGCGUCAUGGAUUUCCCUGUCAGCCCACAGCUCUGGCGUUUGACCCAGUGCAGAAGAUCCUUGCCAUCGGCUCUCGUUCCGGAGGUGUACGGCUUCUGGGACGGCCGGGAGUGGACUGUCAUUGCCAGCAUGAAAGCGGGGCGGCAGUUCUCCAACUUCAGUUUCUCAUCAAUGAGGGAGCGCUAGUCACAGCCUGUGCAGAUGAUACGCUGCACCUCUGGAACUUGCGACAGCGACGUCCAGCCAUCCUCCACUCUCUCAAAUUCAACAGAGAGCGGAUCACGUUUUGUCAUCUUCCGUUUCAAAGUAAAUGGCUUUACGUGGGGACGGAGCGUGGAAAUACGCACAUAGUGAACAUCGAAUCCUUCAUUUUGUCUGGAUAUGUUAUCAUGUGGAACAAGGCCAUAGAACUAUCAACAAAGACACAUCCAGGUCCAGUUGUUCAUCUGAGUGACAGUCCAAAAGAUGAAGGAAAGUUGCUGAUAGGCUUUGAGAGCGGCACAAUAGUCAUGUGGGAGCUGAGGGCAAAAAGAGCCGACUUCAGGAUAUACUAUGAUGAGGCCAUUCACUCAGUAAGCUGGCAUCAUGAUGGGAGACAGUUCAUGUGCAGUCAUUCUGAUGGCAGUCUGAGCAUGUGGAAUCUGAGAAACACUGCCAAGCCUUUUCAAGUCACCUUCCCUCAUGGCAAGACUCAGAGAGAUGGUAGAAAGGAGUCGUGUAAACCCAUUCUCAAGGUUGAGUACAAGACCUCCAGAAACAGUAGUGAAGCCUUUAUCAUCUUCUCUGGGGGUCUUUCUUAUGAUAAGGCAGGACGCAGACCCACCCUAACCAUCAUGCAUGGGAAAACCAUCACGGUGUUAGAGAUGGACUACCCAAUAGUGGAUUUCAUGGUGCUCUGUGAUACACCCUAUCUCAACGAGGUCCAGGAACCGUAUGCGGUGGCGGUUCUGCUGGAGAAAGAUUUUGUUGUGAUCGACCUAACUCAGAGCAAUUUUCCUAUUUUUGAGAACCCCUACCCCAUGGACAUCCACGAGUCUCCAGUCACAUGCACGGCUUACUUUGCUGACUGCCCCCCUGACAUCAUACCGAUACUUUACUCCAUAGGAGUCAAACACAAAAAGACUGGCUACAGCCACAAGGAGUGGCCAGUCAGCGGUGGCACAUGGACGGUCGGUUCGCAAACAUAUCCAGAGAUUAUCAUAACAGGACACGCAGACGGAUCGAUAAAGUUUUGGGAUGCCACAGCAAUCACACUGCAGAUGUUGUAUAAGCUCAAGACGUCAAAGGUGUUUGAGAAGCCCAAGAGUGGAGAGGUUGGGCGUAGUGCCGAGCUGGUGGAGGAUGACCCCUAUGCCAUUCAGAUGGUCAGCUGGUGCCCACAAAGCCGUAUCUUUUGUGUAGUGGGCAUCAGCGCCCACGUCAUUCUAUACCGCUUCAGCAAGCAUGACGCCAACACCACUAUCACUUCCCUAGAGGUGCGACUGCAGUGUGAAAUGGAGGAUGUCAUCUCUCCAUCCGAUACAGAGAAUACCCCAUAUUUGUCUGACACUUGUGGUCACUCGCCCCAGCCUCAGCCCCCUAGUCCCCGAAGCAACACGCCGGACAGUGUGCGGGACAACAUCUCUUGCCUCAAGGUUAAAGAUCGUAUGAUUCGAAUGCCUCCUGGAUACCAGGCGGAGCUUGUGGUUCAGUUACUGUGGAUUGAUGGAGAACCGCCACAACAAAUCACCAGCCUGGAUUUAAACUCCGCCUAUGGCCUGUUGGCUUUUGGUAAUUGCAAUGGUUUAGCAGUAGUGGACUACCUGCAGAAAACCGUUCUGCUGUGUAUGAGCACUCUUGACCUUUAUGGAUCUGCAGACCCUUUCCAACGGCUAACACGCUCUCCACGCAAGAAUCGGCAGUCCACAUCAGGCCUUACGGAGCUUUCUGAUAAUCAGGUGUCUUUGGACCUAGAGAGGAGCAAAUCACCCACCUCUGCACCCUAUACACCUUCCCUCCAUAAUGACCCUCGUGGCACAGGGGAGCCUGUGUCCAACCUCCGGUCCUGCCACUACAGUCCUGUCUUUUACCUGCUGGACAAUGAUCAUGUGAAUGGACAUUGCACUAACCCCACCUCCCAGCCCUGUCCGACUGGGAGGGCCAGAGUCCCUGGGGGCCCAGAAGGGCCACGCCUCGCCCGCAGAGGGCCCGGCCGACCGCCCUUCCGCAAGGCCCAGUCUGCCGCAUGCAUCGAGGUCUCUUUGCCUGUGUCCUCCCUCACCGAAGAGAGUCGAGAAAACUCGUUCAGCCAUUCUCGGAGCUCUAGCGUUUCCAGCAUAGACAGAGAGACUAAAGAGGCCAUAACUACCCUGCAUUUUGCGGAGUCGUACGGGCAUAAGUCAGACACCUUGCCCACACCCUGCCUGUGGGUGGGAACGAGCCUGGGCCUGGUGCUCAUCAUUCCAAUGUCCAUCCCUACAGACGAGGAGGAACGCCAGGAAGAAUCGAUUACUGUGGCCCCCACAGCCACAGUAUUAAUGUUGAAGGGCUCUGUUCUGCGGUUUUGCUUUCUGGACUGUGGGGGUACUCUGAUCCUAAAUCCAUAUGAGUUGUGGCGGGACCAGCAUGCUCCAGAGGACCCAGAUCGACCCCGCAAACGAAAGCUGGUCAACUUCUCGCCCUCCUCCUCUCAGGAGGCCAGUGGAGAUGGCCACUUAGCUGUGGUGUGUUCAGAGAGGCAGGCCAAGGUCUUCCUCAUGCCCUCCCAGGCAUGUCUGUACGUGCACAACAUCACAGAGUCGUCCUUUGUGCUACGUGCCGACGUGGUGUCGGUUUGUAACAGCGUUUGUCUGGCCUGUUUCUGCGCCAACGGACACAUCAUGACUCUGAGCCUUCCCAGUUUACGGCCACUGCUGGACGUCAGCUACCUGCCGCUAACGGACAUGCGCAUUGCCAGAACGUUCUGCUUUACCAACGGAGGUCAGGCGCUGUAUCUGUGUUCCCCUACAGAGAUACAAAGAAUCACUUACAGCCAGGAGAUGUGUGACAACCUACAGGAAAUGUUGGGGGAGCUCUUCAUACCCAUCGAAACUCCUGAGGCCCAGAACCGCGGCUUUCUCAAGGGCUUUUUUGGCGGUAAUGCCCAAACUUUCGACCGAGAGGAGCUGUUUGGUGAGGCAGCGGCAGGUAAGGCGUCCCGCAGCCUGGCCCAGCACAUCCCGGGACAGGGUGGUAUGGAGGGCAUGAAGGCGGCAGCAGGCGGAGUGGUGGGGGAACUGGCCCGAGCUCGCAUCGCCCUGGAUGAGAGAGGGCAGAGGCUGGGGGAGCUGGAGGAGAAGACGGCCCUCAUGAUGACCAGUGCCGAAACCUUCUCUAAACACGCUCACGAGCUGAUGCUGAAGUGCAAAGACAAGAAGUGGUAUCAGUUUUAGAGGGUUCUGGAUGUGGGCGCGUUUUGCUCUCCUGCCACAAGAGGGCGCUACUCUGGCACUUGGACUUUCACUCUUAAAAAGAGAGUGCAAGCGAGGUGGAUGGACAGAAAGGGACUUACAGGCUGGUCAGCCUCUCUUCUGUCUGUGUACAGGAUUGUCUUACUUUGAUUGGUUAGAAAGACACAGCCAGAUUACGACGCAAUGGACAUGUACCAAUAGUGUUUAAGAGUAAGAGGGGUUCUGUUCUCCCACAUUGUGAAUCAGACAACAUUUUUAUUUAUGUACAGUGGCUAAAUGGGGUCUCCUCACAAGAAGCAAAUUGGCUCAAGUUGUGUAGAUACUUUGAAAGUCACGAAAUCAACAAGAGUGCAUGAAACAAAAUGGAUGACCUAUAAUCAUGUAAAACUGCCAAUUAAAAAGCAGCAUGUUCCUUUAAAACAAAGGGAAAUAAAGAAUUAACAAACUGUUAUUUAAUAAGAUAAGCAGAUAAUAGAAACUAUGACAACAUUUUUUACAUAUUUUUAAAUAGCAAACAAA
This is a messenger RNA of Myxocyprinus asiaticus (Chinese sucker), 4800 nucleotides long. RefSeq names its product syntaxin-binding protein 5-like. Gene Ontology annotation, biological process: regulation of exocytosis; regulation of protein secretion. Gene Ontology annotation, molecular function: syntaxin binding; GTPase activator activity; myosin II binding. The transcript has 27 exons. Bases 682 to 4263 code for a protein of 1193 amino acids. The record is from RefSeq and is a predicted model, not a curated record. Gene Ontology annotation, cellular component: SNARE complex; plasma membrane; cytoplasm. Lineage: Eukaryota; Metazoa; Chordata; Actinopteri; Cypriniformes; Catostomidae.